Gamsiella multidivaricata is the source of this 1104-nucleotide messenger RNA. RefSeq lists its product as uncharacterized. The coding region runs from base 1 to 1104 and encodes 367 amino acids. The transcript is spliced from 7 exons. NCBI's taxonomy places the organism in Eukaryota, Fungi, Mortierellomycota, Mortierellomycetes, Mortierellales, Mortierellaceae. The record is from RefSeq and is a predicted model, not a curated record. Gene Ontology annotation, molecular function: methyltransferase activity.
AUGACCGAGUCACACCACUUUCGAGUCCUGGAGUUCUAUUCUGGCAUUGGAGGAAUGCACUAUGCCUUCGACGAGUCUGGACAUCAGGGAAAGAUCCUCAGGGCAUUCGAUAUCAAUACGACAGCAAAUGAAGUUUAUGCCCACAACCAUGGGAAGAAGCACUUGGCGCAGAGAAACAUUGAGGCCGUACCAAUGGAGUACUAUGAUGAACAGCAAGCCGAUGUCUGGCUCAUGUCACCACCAUGCCAGCCUUAUACAAGGACAGGAAACAAAGCAGGCAGCAAAGAUGCUCGAGCAAAGUCUUUUUUAUAUCUCAUGGACAUUCUCCCAAAGAUGACCCACCCUCCGAACUACAUCCUACUCGAAAACGUCAAGGGCUUUGAAGAAUCCGACUCUCGUGAUUUCCUCGUGGAGGCACUCAUGGGCGCUGGGUAUGAGUUCCAGGAGCUGUUGAUCACACCUCUGCAGCUUGGGAUCCCCAAUUCCAGGAUGCGGUAUUAUUGUCUCGCCAGGAAGACAGAUAACAAACCGGAUGAGGACGCUAUUCUGUCAGAUCCUAUGUUGGCACUCAAGGUUGAGAAGUUGGACAAAUAUAUUGAAUUCAAGGAUGUGGCGGAUGAGCGCAUGCAGCGGUAUAUGAUUCCAGAUAAGACCUUGAUCAAGUAUGGCGCGUUAUUUGAUAUCGUCAAGGAAUCGACCAGGCGAAGUUGCUGCUUUACAAAAGGAUAUUAUCACUAUGUUGAAUCGACAGGAUCUAUUCUGCAGAUGGCGCACGAGAAAGACGUAAGGUACGGGACCGAAGCUCCUAACGCCGACGAAUAUAAUGCCAAGGCGCUUGCUCUGCUCCGUACGCUUGGCUUGAGAUACUUUACCGAAAACGAGGUGGCCAGGUUGAUGGGUUUUCCUGUCUUGGAAGGAAAGUUUUCGUUCCCAGAGAAAACCUCACUCAAGCAGCGGUAUCGUGUUUUGGGAAACAGCAUCAACGUCAAGGUGGUGUCACAUCUUAUCCGGUACCUACUGACGUCUAAGACGGAGAACAUCUCUGAAAAGAAGGCGGAAAAGGAGGCUGGUAAAGAUCCUGAGGUGAGAUCCGAGUCCUCUUAG